ACUCAUCAAAUUUUGCAGUGAAACACGCGACGCCUCAGCCCCCUUUCUUCGGUACCCUCCGCCGACCAUACAGCAAGUCGACGCCGCCGUGGUCGUGUGCUCGCUGUCUUCUCCUCAGAAACAUAAGAAUUAGUUUUCUCUGUCCACCAGAAUGCCACGGAAACCAAAAAAGCAUAACCACUCUUUGAGACGUCGGCUAGUUACCUUUUCCCCAUUUGGUCGGUCGAAAGCCAUGGCUACUCGGAGUCGGAUGGCCACAAGAGGGGUUGAGAAACCCGAGCGACAAAAUAAAGAUUUAGCAACCUCUUCCCUUAAUGGAUUCAAAGACAAUAUGAAAGAUAAAAUCCAGCAGUCUGACUCUUCUGAUGAUGAGGAAUUUGAGGGGGAUGUUCAAGCAGAUUUUGUUUUCUUUGAUCCAAAGCCUAGUGAUUUCCAUGGGGUGAAGGUCCUCUUGCAGACUUACCUUGAUAACUUACAGUGGGAUCUGAGUGGAUUUGUCGACUUAAUAUUGGGUCAACCGACUGUUGGCACUGUAGUCAAGAUUGAGAACGACGAAGAUGAUGGAGUAUAUUCUGUUGUUUCUGCUCUCAGUUUAGAGAGAUAUAAGGAUAACAAAUGUGUGCUUGAACUCAAGGAUUUCUUGCUUAAAGUGUGCCAGGAUACGGAUGUGUUGGGAAAACUCAAGUCUUUAGUUGGAGAGCAUGCUCAACAUGUUGGUCUUUUAGUAUCACAGCGUGUUGUAAAUCUCCCACCUCAGCUUUUGCCUCCACUUUAUGAUGGUCUCUUUGAUGAAGUUGGGUGGGCUACAGAAGAUGAGCCUACCAAAGAGCUCCGGAGUUCCUUCCGCUUCAAAUUUUAUCUAAUAAUUAGCAAAAUUUACAAGCACAAAAAUGCAGAUCAGAACAGAGGGACUCUGAAAAAUGGAGAAGAAAGUGUGAUUUUCAACAGACCUGAAGAUGAAAUUUUCUUUGAGCUUAGCUCAUGGUCAUUCAGUUUUCGCCUACAUGCACAGCAGGUUACUGCUAAUGAGAUGCAGCUGAAGAACUAUCGGCCGAUGGGUUUAGUGAUGGCUGUUGAAGCUUGUAAGAUAUCAAGUUUCAGGGAACAGUUGCAUUUGUUGAUAGAUGAAUGAUAUCAUGUGAGGUUUCAGCAGUCUCUUGUGUUGUAUGGUUGUUUCUCGUUGACUCUCAGUGGGGUACUACGAAUAGUUGUUCGACAUUUCAAGUCUGCAAAGAUAGAUGCACCGAAGAACGGGCAGACCUCUACAAGUUGAAAUGUGCCUUUUAUUGCUUUUUAAUCGAAAGAAAUUUUGGUUAGUCAGAUGUUUGUGUUCAUCCUGUUUUGGAUUUGAGCGUUUAUAUCUGCGAAUCUCUUGGUAAGCUACGAGUUGCCGAUGCAAAUUGCACUGAUCUCUCUGCUCACAGACAGCACAGCAGUAUGGAUUUGUUUAUUCAUGCUCAAAUUUUAUUAAUUUAACCAAAUAUUUAGUCA
Molecule: messenger RNA, 1491 nt
Organism: Salvia hispanica
Lineage: Eukaryota; Viridiplantae; Streptophyta; Magnoliopsida; Lamiales; Lamiaceae
Source: RefSeq, a predicted model, not a curated record